AUGUUACCUCUCCUUCAAAUGUCCCCUCACGCGGUGACGCCGCCGCAGUCGAAUCUCGAUACCCUCUCAACGUUCCCAAAUAGCGACGACGCCACUUUCAACGACCAUCACCCUCGCAAUGUCCCAGCGCCGUAUCAGCAGUCAUUCGCGAUUCGCACCUCUCGACCUCACCGGCACACUAUCCCGUACGGCUCAGCUCUUUAUCCACCACGCCAAGAGCAUCAUUUACGACGAAAGACACCAAACGGUACUGUCGAUGCCGGAUAUGACGGCUCGCCGUCGUUGUUUUCCCAUGGUCCCCCGCCUUCGAAACAUUUAGUUCUACCUCGAUCAGCGACGGCUACGGCAUUUCCCCUGGCAGGCCCUCCAAUACGCCAAUCUCAUUACAAUGGGAGCAUCGACUACCGCCGUCCAUCUUCGGUCGGCAAUACUGGUCUCAGCGAUGACCUACAAGCCCGUCCCGGGUCUUCCACUUGGGCUUAUGGGAGCGAUGCGGCAUUGCCUCGUAGUGCACUUCCCACUAAUCAUUAUGGCCUUCAUCAAGCCGAAGGCCAAUACAUUCCUCCAGGCCAGCCCGAAGCGCCGGGGGUAUUCCCUAAUCUUUACCAACCAAUAAUACGAGCUCACGAGUACAAUGUCAGGGCAUUUUGCCCACCCCCUAUAGUCAUGAACGAAUCGCUGCCUUUUGGUCAGCCAGGCAUGCAUACGCCAUGGAACUAUCAUGGCCGACCUGGCCUGGCGUCAGCAAGGCACGUUCAGCCGCAGGACUUGCGCUCUUUCCAGCAGCAUUGCGGUUCUGAUUUCGCACGUCGUCGUUCUUCCUUUGCUUCAGGUUUUGACUCGGAAACUCAGCAUCAUCCUGGAUUCAAUUCGGGCAUGCACACGCAAUCAUAUCUUCGGCCACCUCAUAUGAGCAGCCAGCAAGGUUUCAGAGAGAAAGUAUUGUUACAGGCGCAUAGGGUCUACGUCGAUCUGCUGGCAUACGCACAAACUAUCCGGAAACCGCAGGCUUCCAAAGGAGCACACAGCACCUCCCCGAGGCUUCUUGUUUACCCUAAACCUCCGAAACCUUCCUUGAGAAUAUCUGAGGCCGCACUUGGACAAGAUCCUACAUCAUUCAACAUCUCCUCUGAGAAUGAUUCGUACCAAGACUUCCAGUCAAGGGGACAUGUGUUACCCUACUUCCAGGGACCGUAUAACAGUUAUUCUUCCACGGGUAAUUCAACACUUUUUGCAGCAGCAAAGUCUAUUUUAGAUAUGCUCAGCAGUCUUUGCGAACAGAGUACCUGGAGCUGGAUCGAUGGGAUAAUGCUAGGCGGGUGUUUACACUAUGGUCUAGAUCAAUAUCAAGAGGCGUUGGAAUGGUUCUCGAGAAUUACCGCCCUUGACUCGAGUCAUGUCGAGGCAAUUACGAAUAAAGCCGCCACUCUUUACUGUCUCGGCCGCCAAGACGAGGCCGAGAAACACUGGAUCAGAGCUGUGGAAGUGCAGCCCAGUUACUUAGAAGCUGUUGAACAUCUUGUUGGACUUCUUUACAAAAAGCGCAGCAAAGAGGCCGUCGAGAUCAUCGACCACGUUCAACGCGCUCUAAGGGUAUUGCCGGCGCAGAAUCAGCAAGCCGGAUCUCACGACCAACUAGUGAAACCUCCUGGCUUUGCAUCCAGUGGCUAUGCUAUUCAUGGGAAAGAGAAUGGGCGUGUCCUGGCUCUCAUACAUGCAAAGGGAACCAUGCUAUACAGUCUUAAAGAUGUGAACAGAGCAUCAGAGGCUUUUGAAGAGGCCGUAUUGAUCAGCGUAGGCCGCCAAAUGACUAGUAUACAGGAUCUUGUUCGUCGAAUCCAGACUGCCUUAUCUCCAACAGAAACUCCAGUCUGGCAUAGGAACGCUAGGCACGGUACUCGGCCCUUAUUACUCCCUCCUGAAAGGGCUCGUCAUACUGCACAGCUCGUCUUCGGCGGCACUGGCUCUCUGCCGGGUUUGCAGCAUGUAGCUGAAGGCUCAACCAAGCGAGCUGCUGUACAGACCACGAGCAAUUCCCUGUUAUCGUUGGCGAAGAUAUUCCAAGAUUGUUUGUCAAGUGGGCAAGGAACCCCGAACAUUCUACGACGCCCUUCUGGGGUUGAAGAUAUCCUGGCCCUUUACUAUCUAUCACUUUCACUUCAGGAAAGCCCUUCCACGGCUAACAAUGUCGGCAUCCUCCUCGCCGGUGUUCAACAGAUAGCAUCAAAUCCCCCCACUCCGAAUGUUGAUGUGCCUGCCCAUUCGAGCAUUCCAGGCAUAGUACCAGGCAGCGGUCUGGCUUUGGCUUUGGCGUACUAUCACUAUGGCCUACGCCUGGAUCCCAAGCAUGUCCAUUUACACACCAACUUGGGAAGUCUGCUCAAAGACAUUGGACAAUUGGAUCUUGCGAUACAAAUGUAUGAACAGGCUGUGGCGUGCGAUGGGACUUUUGAUAUCGCCUUGACAAACCUUGCCAAUGCUGUUAAGGACAGGGGACGCAUCAACGAUGCAAUAACGUAUUACAAACGCGCUGUGAGCUCCAACCCCGAAUUCGCGGAAGCCGUGUGUGGUCUAUCUACAGCUCUCAACUCUGUUUGUGACUGGAGAGGUCGCGGCGGUGUUAUUUUGAAAUCCGGCAAAUAUGAUCGAUGGCACGUUGAUGACAAAGGUCUGCUCAUUGAUGCCCGUUCUUUCGGUCUUGAUAGCGGCCUUGUCAAGCGUGUCGUACGGAUUAUCAAUCGCCAGUUGAGUGACGCAUCACAUUGGGGUCAGGGGGUUCUCGAUGAGAAGAAAAUCGCCUCGUUUACGCGGCAGAUUAAGGACCUAGGCCUAGUCACGUCGUUCGACCCUGAGCAAGCUCUUAGGGGAUGGAGCAACAAACCAUGGGAGGGCUCACGCGUGAUACGUUUGAUAGAGCGUGCAGCUCGUGCAACGCAAUGGAAAUGGUAUCAGGAUCAGCACGUCUCUAGCAGCCAAACACAUACCCAGUACACUCGUCUUCGAUUACCCAGCGGACUCAGCGUUCCUUCAGCACCAACUGUCCUACCCUUUCACACCUUCACAUGCCCCCUAUCAGCAAAGGACAUUCGAGUCAUUUCUCAGCGCAAUGGUAUUCGAAUAUCUUGUUCAACACUACGUUUGCCAUGGCUCCCUUCCACAGUCUAUCCCCCACCACCUCCCCCUAAACCACACCUUAACAUAGGAUAUGUAUCGUCGGACUUCAACAACCACCCCUUGGCUCACCUGAUGCAAUCAGUGUUUGGAUUCCACAAUCCAAGUCGGGCACGCGCCAUUUGCUAUGCUACAACCGCAAGCGACCGAUCUGUCCACCGACAGCAGAUCGAAAGAGAGGCUCCUGUUUUUCGUGACGUCAGUAGUUGGCCCGCAGAUAAACUGGUAGAACAAAUUAUCAAGGACGAGAUCCAUAUCCUUGUCAACCUCAACGGCUAUACAAGAGGGGCACGCAACGAAAUUUUUGCUGCACGACCUGCCCCGGUCCAGAUGUCCUUCAUGGGCUUUGCCGGUACCCUGGGUGCUGAGUGGUGCGAUUACAUCCUGGCUGAUAGCACAGCCAUUCCGCCCGAGACCCUACGGCCCUGGCGUGGAAACUUCAACAUCGCUGAUGUUUUCAAGGAUGAUACGGAGGGCGAGGAGGAAGAUUGGAUGUACUCGGAAAAUAUCAUCUAUUGCCGGGAUACUUUCUUCUGUUGCGACCAUGCUCAGUCAUGCGAUGCGAGUGAACGAUCGGUCACUUGGGAACAAGAGCAGAGGCGUCGCUGGAAGAUGCGAAAGGAGCUCUUUCCUACUUUGAGUAAUGACACUAUCAUCAUGGGCAAUUUCAACCAGUUAUACAAGAUCGAGCCUACGACCUUUAGAACAUGGCUUAGAAUUCUGGCACAGGUGCCAAAGGCAGUGAUAUGGCUACUUCGAUUUCCGGAGCUCGGGGAAGCCAAUCUGCGGCGAACUGCUAGGGCCUGGGCUGGUGAAGAAGUGGCCAGUCGUCUGAUCUUCACAGACGUAGCGCCAAAGAGUCAGCAUAUCUCGAGGGCUCGUGUGUGUGACCUGUUUCUCGACACCCCUGAGUGCAAUGCCCAUACAACAGCAGCAGAUGUUCUCUGGUCGAGCACACCCUUACUCACGCUUCCUCGAUACCCAUACAAGAUGUGCUCUCGUAUGGCCGCAUCAAUCUUGAAGGGCGCUCUGCCUAAAUCAACAGAAGGCCGAGAGGCUGCAGCAGAAUUGAUCGCCACGAGUGAAGAAGAGUACGAGCAACGCGCUGUUGAACUCGCCACCGGCCUCAGCUACACCAUGUCCGGGGACGGCUAUGGUCAGGGUGAUGGCCGCUUGGCAAAUCUACGCAAGUUGUUGUGGGAUAGCAAAUGGCACUGCGGGCUCUUCAACACGAAGCGUUGGGUGAAUGAUGUCGAAACAGCAUAUGAGCAAGCGUGGCAACGAUGGGUUGCUGGCGAAGGGGGCGAUAUUUAUUUAUGA
Fusarium subglutinans is the source of this 4491-nucleotide messenger RNA. RefSeq names its product UDP-n-acetylglucosamine-peptide n-acetylglucosaminyltransferase. Gene Ontology annotation, biological process: protein O-linked glycosylation. The transcript has 5 exons. Gene Ontology annotation, molecular function: protein binding; glycosyltransferase activity. The record is from RefSeq and is a predicted model, not a curated record. The coding region runs from base 1 to 4491 and encodes 1496 amino acids. Lineage: Eukaryota; Fungi; Ascomycota; Sordariomycetes; Hypocreales; Nectriaceae.